Molecule: messenger RNA, 807 nt
Organism: Monoraphidium neglectum
Lineage: Eukaryota; Viridiplantae; Chlorophyta; Chlorophyceae; Sphaeropleales; Selenastraceae
Exons: 4
Coding region: 1-807 (268 amino acids)
Source: RefSeq, a predicted model, not a curated record
AUGCAGAUUGGGCUCGCGCAGCGGCCAGUCAGGGCCACAAGUAGGCGCAUCGUCAAUGGAGCCUCGCCAAGUGCCAGGCAUGGUGUCCCGCACGGCCUCUUGAGCGGGGUCCGCCGGGCUGCCCCGAGCGCGGACACCGGUGCUGGUGCCAACAGCGCCGCGUUUGAGAGCGCAGCCAAGGCCGCCUUGGUUGCGCCUUUCCUGCUGAUCGCCGCCGCCAGCUGCAGCAGCCCGGCCCAUGCGACCGGCGUCCCGGCUGACGUCAAGGCCCAAGCCCAGGCAACCCCGGAGGUAACGGUCUACGAGCAGGCCGCCCCGGUCCCCAGCGCGGCUGCUGCAGCGCCGCUGGCGUCAGCCUCGGCCGCCCAGCCCGGCCCUGGCGGCCUCCUCGCACGCCGCGAGGCCCGCGCCGGACUGCUGGCGGCAUCGCUCCUCGGCGUUGUCCUCUUUGCCGCCUCCAAGCGCGGCGGCGGCCCCGCCGCGCCCGCUGCGGCUGCAACUGCCGACGCGGCGACGGCCGACGCCGCGCCGCCGGCGGCCGACGAGGCCGCGGCGCUUGCGGAGGCUGUCGAGCGCGCGGCGGAGCAGGUGGCGCGCGCGGCGGAGUCCGUCAAGGCGUCGUUCGACGAGGAGAGCGCUGACGGGGAGGCGGCGGCGGCCGGCGGCGCGCUGCCGCUUGUGGCGGAGCCGUGGGCGGCAGCGGUGUCCAGCAACGGGGCCCAUGCUGAGGUGCGCUUGCAACAGGGCAGGCUGGGAGUCAGGGCGACGUUUUCGCUCAUGGCGAAGCUCAGCAUCGAUACCGUUUGA